GUAAGACUGCUUUUAUUUUUAAGUACAUACUUAUAAUAUAUGGUAGUACUUAAAAGGCUGCUAUUGACUCGCGAAGUCGCAUUCGUAUUAUACCCGUUCAACGAAAUAAAUUAGAAGUGCUGUCUAAAAACCUAGUGUAAAACGGCAAAAGUUUGAAAUUAAAUGGAUUCGUUGAUAAAGGAAUUUUAUAAAGAUAAAACCAUAUUCCUUACGGGGGGAACUGGAUUUUUGGGAAAAGUGGUUAUCGAGAAAGUGCUACGGGCGACAGAGGCGUCACGUAUUUAUGUGUUAAUUCGAUCAAAGCGUGGAAAAAGUCCACAAGACCGCAUAGACGAAUGGAAAACAGAUCCAUUAUUUGGAGUACUACUCAAAACUCAAACAAAUGCUCUGGAGAGAAUUGUGCCCAUAUCUGGUGAUUGUGAAGAACCAGAUCUGGGAAUCAGUGCAGAGGAUCGUGAGCUGCUCAAGAAUGAGGUGCAAGUGGUGAUUCAUUGUGCAGCCACAGUGAACUUUGCUGAACCUUUGCACAAGGCAGUGGAUGUUAAUACUCGUGCAACUCAGCUUAUGUUGAAUCUGGCCAAGGAAAUGAGUCGAAUUGUGGGAUUUGUCCACGUCUCUACAGCUUUUAGCAAUUGUGUAAUUCCACACAUUUUGGAACAAUAUUAUCCGGACAAUCUGAUUGCUGGGGCAGAUAAGGUUUUACCGAUUAGAAAAAUUUGCGGCGAUGUUCUAUUAGACAGAAUGACAUCGAGUCUGAUAGGCAAGUUUCCUAACACCUACACUUACACAAAGGCUCUGGCAGAACAAGUGAUUCAGACCGAGUCGGAAGAAUUACCGGUGUGCAUCUUCCGACCAGGUGCAAUUGUUGCAACUAACAAAGAACCGAUGUCGGGAUGGAUAGACAACCUCUAUGGACCCAUUUCUAUGAUUUAUGGCUGCGCAAUUGGUGUUUUACGAAUUAUACCUACAAAUAAGAGAUUUCUCCAGCACAUAGUGCCAGUCGACUGCUGCGCCAACUGCAUACUUGCUUGUGCCAUGCAAACGGCGAAGGAAUCAUCUGAGAAGAGACGUCGCUCAUUGCCUCCGACCAUUUAUAAUUAUGUACCCCAUGAGCAAAAUACGUUAACAAAUAAGCAUUUCAUUGAAACAGUUUAUAAGCAUCGAUAUACUUGUGCUUUAGAGCAGGCACUGUGGUAUCCUUUCUUACAUACUACAUCCUUUCUUUGGAUGUUCAAUUUGAUAGCGAUCUUCUAUCAUACAUUACCCGGAUAUGCUAUUGACCUGGUUUUGCGUUUGCGAGGCCAAAAACCCCGAAUGAUUAAGUUAUAUCAAAAGGUCCACAAAACUAUGAACGCACUCUGCUUUUUCGGUACAGGAUUCUGGACAUAUAAAACGAUAAAUACGGAUCGUCUUUGGCAGUCACUUUCUGAUGAAGAUAAAAAACAUUUCGAAUUUGAUAUGAGAAAAUUCGAUUGGGAUGAUUAUUUCACACGUGCAUUAAUCGGCAUGCGUGUCUAUAUGGCCAAAGAGGAUCCAAGCGAUGAGAGUAUAAUGCGUGCUCGCAAGCACAUGAAACGUCUUGAAAGGCGCCAUCGGGUAUUACAACUUUGUAUUUGCAUUUGCGGCAUUUUCAUUUUUAAAUGGCUUGUUGGUUUCUAUUUGUAA
This is a messenger RNA of Drosophila sulfurigaster albostrigata, 1665 nucleotides long. RefSeq names its product fatty acyl-CoA reductase wat-like. Gene Ontology annotation, molecular function: alcohol-forming very long-chain fatty acyl-CoA reductase (NADP+) activity. Gene Ontology annotation, biological process: long-chain fatty-acyl-CoA metabolic process. Bases 163 to 1665 code for a protein of 500 amino acids. The transcript has 5 exons. Gene Ontology annotation, cellular component: peroxisome. The record is from RefSeq and is a predicted model, not a curated record. Lineage: Eukaryota; Metazoa; Arthropoda; Insecta; Diptera; Drosophilidae.